Molecule: messenger RNA, 9966 nt
Organism: Haliotis rufescens (red abalone)
Lineage: Eukaryota; Metazoa; Mollusca; Gastropoda; Lepetellida; Haliotidae
Product: protein PRRC2C-like
Exons: 39
Coding region: 219-8357 (2712 amino acids)
Biological process (GO): cell differentiation
Source: RefSeq, a predicted model, not a curated record
AGCUCAUUUACAUAUUUGUAUGCUCGCCAUUUUGGUUAGCAUCUAAUACACAAGUGUUUUGGAUAAGAAUCCAACAAAAAUCAGAAGCCAUCCGCGUUGCUUCUUGAUUAUUUCUUUGUCAGUUUGAUCUAGAAACAAACCCAACGGAACGAGCCGGCAUACUUGCGGUUCGUUCAUAGGGUAUACGAGAAAGCCUUCAAUGUGUGUGCUUCGGCAAGAUGUCCUCAGUCUCGGGGUUAGGCAAUAGGGGGGAGAAAGGCAAGGGCAAGUUCACGGCGAUAAAUAUCAACAACAUAUAUAAGGGCAAAACCGUUGAAACACAAAAGACUGCGGUCCCUCGUCAACAUGGGCUACAAAGCUUGGGUAAGGUGGGAACAGCACGGCGUAUGCCGCCUCCGGCUAAUUUGCCCAGUUUGAAGAGUGAGAACAGUGGAAACGACCCGAAUAUCAGUCUUGUUCCGACCGGAGGUUCAGGAUGGGGCACGAAAGAGGAGAAGAAAGAGGAAGCCAGUGGAAAACCGCCGCAACAGUUGCCGCAGCAGCCGGCUACGUCGGCGCCAUCUGGGCAAUCAGCAGUACCAACUACCAAGACCAGUGUAUCUGGGGGCACCAACACAGGGGUAAAGUCAUGGAGCAGUAUUACUGGUGGGGGCACCUCACAGGGAUCUCUUGUGAGUCAUCAGUCACCCUUGUUCCAAGAGGAAUUUCCAAGUCUAGCAUUGGGGGAAGAAAAAGAAACCAAGGACAUAAAAAAGAAGGAAGAAAAAACAGAUACUCAAUAUGGACCAGGGCCAAGUUUGCGACCACAAAAUGUAGGGAGUUGGCGAGAAGGAGGUGGGCGUGGCGCCAUGCAGCAACCACAGCCAAAACAAGACAGUCUAUCACCGACGUCUUCACCAUCACAGACCCUCACAGAAACACAGCCGAAUGGCCCCCCGACUCCCGGUGGGGGCGACACCCCCUCUCCCUCCCCGCAGAUCCCCCCACGACCCAGCUCUAACCAGGGCCCCACAUCAACACAGGGCCCCAUGCCCAUGGCACCUCACAUGGGCAUGCCACACCCCCAAUACAGAGGAAUGAUGCCACCCUAUAUGUUUGGCAGAAUGCCGACUGGCUAUCCACCUAACUACCCAGGGAUGCCACGGCCACCUUACCCUUAUGAUGGAAGAUACAGAGGCCCACCUCCACACAUGCCACCACGGCCAAUGGAUCGAGAACGAGAUCGUGAUCGAGACCGGGACAGAGGAGAUCGAGAAGGAGGAGAAGAGGGUGUAAAGAGACCUGCCAUCAUAUCGGAUAAGGACCUGAAAGAGUUUGAUGAUCUUUUACGCACAGAGCCCAAUGAUGGUGGAUGGGCUGAUGCUCAAGGAGAAAUUGAUUAUAGUGCUAAGCUUGUGUUCAGUGAUGAUGAAGACGAGUCAGGCAAAGAGCGAAAGAGAGAUCGGAGACCAAGAGAUAUUCGUAAACAAGGAGAAGAUCCACGAGACCGACAAGGUGAACGCCAGAUGGACAGACAGCAUGACAGACAGCAUGACAGACCACAUGACAGACCAGAUCGGCAUGGAGAUCGUCCGAUGGAAAGAUACAGUGAUCGACACAGUGACCGACACAGUGAGGAUUCUGAACACGAUCGGGACAGGGAAACUUCCAAAUACGACAAAGAUAAGGAUGACCAGGGUCCUCCAAAAUCCCGAGAGGGAUGGACACAUGGACCACCACCCCCACAGUACAGAGGUGGCCCAAGGCCACCACCACCAGGAAUGGAUGGGCGCUGGCCGAUGCAUCCCUACAACUUCAUGUCUCAACAAGGGCCAUACCCUCCCCAUUUCCGUAUGCCACCUCCACCCCCUAACCAGAGGCCGGCACCCCCAUAUGGCCCACACCCACCACAAUUGAACCGACACUCUGGAGCAGAGGAUGAGGAUGAGAUUUGGAGACAGAAGAGGAGACAACAUGGAGAAGAAGUCAAUGCAGCUGUAGAGAGAGCACGCCAGCGACGAGAAGAAGAUGAGAGACGCAUGGAGGCUGAGAGGAAAGCUGCUGCUGCUGAGAAAUUAAAGCAGCUUGAUGAGAGGACAGGCAAAAAGAAAGAGGAUAAGGAGAGCCGAGAUGGAGCUGAAUCUGACGGUGGUCGAUCAAGUCGUACUCCAAGUGAGAGUAGUGAGAAAGAUUCAAGGGAUGGAAAAGACAGAUCUCAUCGGGACUUGUCAAAAUACCCAGCAACAAGUAACCAGACCUUCUCCAAAGCCUAUGCUCGGAAUGUGCCUCCACGAUUUCAAAAACAACAGCAGGAGCAGAUGAUGCGGCAGCAGACGUCGCAGUCCCCCUCCUCCCAGACCCCCAAUCAACAACAGCAGCAGCAGCAGCAGCAGCAGCCAGCACAGCAGGGGUCAGGGCAACACCCCCAGUUACCCCAGGGCUUCCGGCCAGGGCAAGGACCACCACCUCAUUGGGUAGGAACUCCCUACGAUCCCCGGGCAUGGGGAGGCAUGCCACCACCCCCAUUCAUGGAUCCCAGAUAUGCUGGAAGGAUGGAAAUGGCUGGCAUGCACAUGUACCCACCCCCACCAAUGCGUCGCCGCACAGACAGUCAUGGCUCUGGCACAGACAGUCAAGACAACGAGACCCGACAGCCAGAGCAGUAUGAACGUGAUCCACGAGACCCACGUACAUGGAUGGAGAGAGGAUAUCCACCUCCCCCACCAGGUCCAUAUGAUGAGAUGAGAAGAGGUCCAUACUUUGACCCAAGGAUGUACCACGACUAUGAAAGAUACGACUAUGAUAGAAAAGAUUAUGAGCACCAGGGGGAGCUGGGUGACAGAGAUGAUCACAGGGAUAAGGAAAUUGAUCAGGAUGGACCCCCACUUGCAGACAAAGCCCCUAAGGAUCUUGAACAUCGAAGCUCUGUGACAAGGAGCCCAGUUGUACAGAGAGAUCCCUUUGAUGAAGCAGUUGGCAAAGAUGACAAAUUGGAAAGUUGGGAUGUUGAUGAAAAAUCUGAAGAAAUUCCACCAGAGCCCCGAAGGCAGAAGCCUGACUUGGACAAGAGGGAGGACAAGGAGUCUGAUUUCAGGAGAAUGAAGGACUGGGGAAGUCAUAAUUUUCAAAGCUCACAAUCAAGACACGACAGAGGCCCACCAUCUCAACCACAAAGAGCAUGGGGAGGAGUCGAUGAAGGCAAAUCACGGAGAGACCAUCACCCAAGUUGUCCACCACCAAUACCUCCACAACAGGCACAGUCUGCACCACCACCACGCAGCAACUUCAUGUCACUCAAGCGAAGUGCAUCCAACAACUCAACCAGCUCGGCUGCAUCAUCAGAAAGGAAAAGUGAUUCACCAAAGGAGCCAGUUCUCCAUGAAAAACCAACCAGCUUGAGGAAAGAACCAAGCAGGGAGUCGAUCAAGAAAGAAUCCCAGAGAGAGGUAGUGGCAGUCCCAGAUUCUUCCAGAGCCGAAACAGUCUGGAGCAGAAGACAAAGUGAAAAAAAUGCUGCUAAGGAGAAACAACAGGAAUCUGCCCCUGAGCCACAAUUUGAACGUCGUGAGGACAAGAAGGAAAAACCCCAGAUUGAGAAGGAUGGAUUUGACGACAGACGGGAUCGAGGGCCUGGCAAGGACAGACCGCCUGCAAAAAAGAAGAAAGAGGAGCCAUACAUGGACAGGUUUGAGCGAGACCGUGACCGAGAUCGUGGUGAUAGGGACAGAACCCGAAGUGUUCCUGGUCGUGGUAGAGAGUUUGUGCGUGGUCGAGGACGUGGCAGGGGGCGAGGUGCACGAGGUGGACUUGGUUCUAGCCGAGGGCGUGGAAGAGGAGACUUUCACAGUAUGGAUAGACCAUUCAGAGGUCAAAGAUCAGACAGGGGUCAGUCCUUCGGUCACUGGAAAGACAGGCCUGAAGAUGAUCAAGCUGAGGGGGAGGAUGUAGACACUUCGAAAAGGCGACGUGGACGUGAUGAGGAAAGUGAUGUGUCUGUGGAUGAAACAAGUGGUACCUACAGUGAAAGCUCGAGUGAGAGGACGUCGGAAGCCAGGGAAGUUUCUCAGGGAAAGGAUAAGGAGAACAAGGAUGUGAAGUUGACGAAAGAAACAAAGGAGGAGAUCAACAACACUCAGAAAUCUGCAAGUCAGCAGAAGGACAAAGGUGCACCUCAUCCUCGGGAAGAGCGGGGUAGGCCACGUAAUAAUCCCUGGAUGCGAGAUAGACGGUACGAAAAUAAUGACCGAUUUCAGCCAAAGCCCUAUGGGGAACGUGCUGAUCUUGAUGACGAUAGUAAGGAAAGGGGAGGUGGCUAUCGACAGUCCAGUGCAACUGCCAGUGCCAAUGCUGGGGGCUUCACACCGAGAGGGGAACCCUCAAGACGAGGGAGAGGUGGAAAUGCAGGUCAAGGUCCGCCGAGGGGUGGUCGAGGCAGAGGAGGGAGGUACUUCUCGGCCCCACCUCAGAGGGGUGGGUACAGUCGCCCACCCAUGACCAAUGGAGAUAGAAGAGAUUAUGGUGACAUGGGACCUCAAAACAGACGGGAUAGGAGACAAGAAAGAAACCCCCCUCCUCCGAGAUUUGCCCGUAGAGGUGGUAUGAGUGCUGAACGAGGACGGGGUUUUGAACGUGGUGGUAGAGGUGGUCGAUCAAAAGGGAGAGGAGGAAGUGCUCCCCCUACAACCAAUUCUAAGAAACCCCCAUUGACAAAGCAAGCGUCAAAUGAAGGGGAAGAGUGGGAAACUGCUUCUGAAAGUAGUGAUGUCCUUGAAAAAAAGGAUCCAAAAAACGAGAUAAGAGACGCUAAUAAAGAUAAGCGCGAUCAACCCUCGAAAAAAAGUUUUUCCAGCCAGCGGCCUCUUAAUGACCGCCAAAAUAGACGUGUAAAUAAUAGUGUGGAUUCUAGGAAGUCCAAUAGCAUGGAGAGGAGGAAUUCAAAUAAGGAAAAGUCCCCAAACUCGACAAAAAACGGGGCAGGUCCGGCGAACUCAGUACCAAAAGCCAAGGCAACUGUUAAUGUGAACCAUAAGGAGAAUGUGAAGACGGUGUACCGUGUGGAUGGAAUUGUGCCCAAUGAUCCCACGGCCAUCAACAACGCCAUUAACAGUAUGAACAACAGAAAUAAGAACAUGGGGAGGAAGUCGGACCUGUCAGACGUAUCAAAACCUUUGAAAAAUGAGAAGGAGAAGAAAGACGCCUUGGCUAAUAUUGACAUAAACAACUAUGCAAGUGUGGUGGUUAUUGAUGAUCAGCCAGAAGUGACGAUCGAUGACCCCAACUUUCUGUUUGAGAACAAUGAAGGCUUUCAGGAGGUCACAUCAAAAAAGGCCAUCAAAAUAAAACAAAAGAUGCAGGAAGCAGAGAUGAAGAAAAUGUCAGAGACUCAUAAGAAACGGGACCCAGCAUCAAAGGUAAUUGCGAAACCGAAAGGUCUUACACCAAAGAUAGAGCGUGCCCGAUUCUGCAAAAUGAGUCGUUUGCCACCACGUUUCGCCAAACAAAAAGAGCAGAGGGAAAAGGAGAAAGAGGCCAACCUGGAUGUUAUGCCCAAGAUUGAACAGUGGAACAAUGACCUCGCUAACAACAUCCCAGCUCCAGCCCACCUCACGAAUGGAGACGUCAAUAACUCUGCUACCAAGUCAAACCAGCAACAACAGCAACAACAACAGCAGCAGCAGCAACAACAACAACAACAGCAACAACAACAGCAACAGCAACAACAGCAGCCAUCCCAACAGAUGACUGUUGCCAUGUCUUCCCAGAAGCUGAGUAUGCAGUCCCAGGUGCCACCAUUGUCGAUGACGCCAGCCCCUAUCCCUACUGUGAGUGCGUGGACUAAGCCCAUCAACUUCUCCAUGACUCUGGGGCCAUCGCAGUCCCCCGUAGCGGUGGAUAACAAGAUGGACAAGGGCGACCAGCACGACAGCGGGAUAGAUGUAAGUGACCAGCCUAAUUCUACCGCCUCAUCUACCCGGAGCUCCCCAAGCGCAGAAAACAAGCAUAAGGAUGAGUCUAAGGAUAAAAUGCUGGAAGAGAGAAUAAACAAAGAGCUGGAAGACACACCAAACUUUGAUGCACCAAAACCACAGCCACAGAGGCAACCUAAGCCAAGCCGCAGUGAAAAAAUGAGUGUGAAGGAGGCCCUGAACAAGGAGAGCAACAAGGCUGUGAAGAAACCCGACUUGGUCAAAGAUAAGAAGCCCGACCCCAUUCAGAUGCCGCCUAGUAUCAAAGACCGCUUCUUCAAGAGUGAUGAUACUGAGCUGAAACUGGAGUUUGAGUUUGAUGAAGCUCUGACGAGCUACCAGGCUGAACCUCAACAACCAGAGAAAACUGAGAUUGCAGAACCCCCGAAGUCUGUGACAAUAUCCAAUGAUGUUACUUCAGCAAAUGGACUUGGUAUCAACUCCCCCACUGCCCAUGCUACCCAGGACCUUAACCUAAAGAUAGCUUCAGUGAAGAGUGUGUGGGAAAUGGCACCUGGUCCCUUUGACCAGCAACCAAUCUCAAGUGGAUGUUCUCUGGCUAAUGCUCUGUCAACAAACAGUGACAGCGUGGCUAGCGCCAACACGUUCCCUACGUUCACGUCCGAGGUGGAGACCAUUGUGUCAGCAACAUCAGUUGUCCUGGAAACAGUUGUCAAUCGUAAUGAGAACACCAGCAGUCUGUCUCCUGGUCCCAGCACGCUGUCGCCUCGACCACAGGACAUACAGGUGUUCGUACCAGAGGUGCCUGACCUCAAACAUCAUGAAAAGAUGCCCAUGGCUGAGCCCUCUAAUGUCUGCAAAGCACAACCUGGUCUGCCCAUCUUGCAGGUAAAGCCUCAACAGUUUCAGCCUCACAGUGCCGGUGGCGGUGGAAACUCGAUGGGCCAGCCCACGUCCAAUGUGCUCCAGAACAUGUCCGCUGUACCCAGUCCCCCCGUCGUCCUGCCUAGUCAGCAUCCUUUCCAGCCCAUACAGCUGGGGUCACAACUGCUGACACAGGAGCCCUCUCGGUUCUCACAGCCCAACUACGGGUUCAGUUUGUCACAACCUCAGGCGCAGAUCGGACAGGCUACUCUGACACAGCCUAGUCUCUUCCUGCCCACUACUCCUACACAGCCGGACCUGUUCCCGUCACAGCUCUCUGCAUUUGCUCGUAACCAGCCGUAUGGACAGACGGCACAACAGAACACCAUCAUGGUGUCCUCAGCUACCUCCUCUCUCAUGUCCACAACAAUCAAACCACCAACACAGAAUGCAUACAGUCAGCUCCAGAAGAGUAUGCCAAGCAUGGGCCCCAGUUCGCUGCAGUUCAGUCAGAAUCUUAACAACAAUUCCCUGCAGCCAUCACAGAUGUUCAUUCAAUAUGACCCUAGUCAGCUGUUUGGUACAAGUCCCUUACUAGGGAGUACACAGAAUCCUCAGAACAACUCGCAGAUUCUCAGCUCACAGCUAAUGCAGCCUAGGAAUGCAGUACAGAAUGUGCAACCUGUACAGCCGACGUCAUCCUUCUUCCAACAGACGCAACCCUCACUACAGCAGAACUUCUUUGCUCAGCAGCCGACUUCGGCACUACAGGGUGCUCUCCAGCAAGCGGCAGCUGGCCAGCAGUUCUCAAUGCAGACGUUUGGGAGCCAGGGUGGACUUGGACUUGCUCUUACACCCCCUGGUCACACCCAUGGUCAGGGGCUCAGUCUCAACCCACAACAGCCCAGCAAGUCCUCACAACAGUAUAACAACCCUGUACUGCAGCAGCAGUCACCACAGAGCACUCCAAUGAAGUCUCCCCCUCAGAGCAUGUCGGGGAACUUGCUGAGUUCUUCAUCGCAGUCUCAGAGUUCCAAUGCCAAGCAUUUUAGUGGGCAGAUCUCCAACAGAACAACUCAACAGAGGUUCCAAAAUGUUCAGCAGUUUCAACCAAAAUUUGGUUCUCAAUUUUUGGGACAGCCCAUGCAGACUCAAGCUGCUCCAGUGGUGAGACAUCAGAUGAUGGUAGGGAACAUUGUACGCUCCAGUGCUCCCCCUCCCCAGCAGAGACCAACGUUCCCAAACCCAAUCCAGCGACCUGGUGUACAGAUCCAAGUGCAACAGCAACAACAACAACAGCAACAACAGCAACAACAGCAGCAACAACAGCUACAGCAGCUACAGCAGCAGCAGCAGCAGCAGCAGCAGCAACCACGACACACAACCCAGUCACCCUCCUUGAAAGCUCAGCAAGCCAAACAGAGGCAGGAAGCUCUGGCUCUAGCCCAAAAUUUCCUGAACCCGCAAAACAAAACUACGAUGAAAAACACAUCCAAGGCUGACAGUGUGACUGACCCUUCUGCUGCUGCGACAACCACAAACACAAAUGAAACCAAACCUACAGAUGUCUCCCAGGAUAAGAAGUAACCUGGGAACCUGUUGUUUCUAUUGUGGACUAUAUAUUCUAUGAUAACUGAAGAGUUUAAGAAUUAAAUUAUUUCUGAUGUGAUUUCAAGUGACGUGUGACGAGUCUCCGAACUCCAUAAUACAAAUGUGUAACCACUAGAAACUAUUGUGUAGUGUACCAAACCAAUGUUACUGUGAUGAACAUUUCUGUUUAGCAGUUGCAUCAUUGACUUUUAGAAACUGUGUUGAUGAAUAUUAUUCUGUGUGACUUUUCACGGACAUGUUCAGUGUUGGAUUUUUAUGUGUAUUAAGACUGCCUGAAGAACCUUACUCGUCAAGUUAUGUGCGCUUCCGUGGAGGUGAAGGUGAUAUGUGCCAAGAUGAUGCGGUAUUAUAGGCUGAUAAACCAUCCAGGCGUGAAAUCGGCACUCGCAGCUCAAGGAAUGUGAAUUGGACAUUGUGUUAAUGAGGUAGGGUGAAGUACCGAAUGUGUGAAGAAAACGAAUCUCAGGUGUUGUCGAGUCUGUAAGGUUUACUUGAGCAGUUUCAUAGCCCCAAGUGUCCUGUGCAAGGUGGCAGUGGUUAAGAGAAAGGUGGUAAGGUGUCUUGAUAGCAUCUGAUGAUUUUAAUAUGACGUGCCCAUAGAAGAAAUACUUGGUGUGGGAGAUGGGCAAAUAUGAUGCUUAUCAAAGCCUUAGACAGCUAUGUGCUGGGGAAGUAUAUUUGUGUACACAUUGGCUCGAUGCCCCUAAAUCUGGCUUUGUUCUAAAAUCUCUGUAUGAAAGCCAGAUCUCUUAACAUGAUGGAGAAAUAACAUUUCUGUGGUAUAAGUAUUUCUUAUGAUGUGGGAAGGUGGAGUAAGGUGUUAUGGCUCAAUACCAAGGUCUAACUGGUAGAGUUUGUGACUCAAUCUAUAGUAAUAUAUUGACGUAAAGAGUCACCCUGGUCCUAAUGAUGAAGAUGUUUACCAAAAUGGCGAUUGAAAAUUGUGGUUCGAUCAAAUUUUUUAUUACACACAAUGUGUAGAAAGAAAUUCCUCUAAGGAACUAUGGUGCCCCCAGAUGUUUUACAGGAUGCAUAGCCCCUGCAAUCUUGUCUACUAACUGAACUACCAUACCCCUGUUGUGAAGGGGGCUUGGCAGUGUGUUCAGACUCUGCAACAACCCAGUGCCCCGGGUUAGCGGAUCUGACAUGCUUGCCUUGUGGGUUCUCUCUAGCUAACUAAUAGGUGUUUCCUCACUGUUUUAACUUUAAUUUAUAGUAAUUGUGUUGAGCAUGUUACAAGUGAGAGAUCGAAUGUGGGAUAAAUGUAUCUAUCGGGUGAGUGCGUGAACACAGUUGAUAAAUCAAGACUGUGUGUGAGGAAUGUACUAUGCCUGUUGUAUUUAGCCCGUGGUUUGAAUCCGUGAAUGUCCCUCAUUUGUUGUCCAGAGUACAUCUCAACACUUUUCAAACUGGAAAUCUCAAAGUUUGGACGAUGAGCAAUCAUUCCAGCUUUGACAUUUUUUUAAUGGGUCUGAAGAAAGAUAAUCAUUUGUAUGUUUGUGUAUGUAUGUUCAGAUCUAUGCUGCUGCAAAUUACAGCUGUAUGUAGCUAAUGAAAAAAAUAAAAAUGCUUGUACAUUUAUAAA